This is a messenger RNA of Thelazia callipaeda (thelaziosis nematode), 1503 nucleotides long. The record is from the annotation of a GenBank genome assembly. NCBI's taxonomy places the organism in Eukaryota, Metazoa, Nematoda, Chromadorea, Rhabditida, Thelaziidae.
AUGUCUUUGGCAAGUAAUUAUCAUGCUCACAAACCUAAUGUACCAAUUAUUAUGGAAGACGUGUUUGGAUGGGUGCGAGAGGGUAACACAUUUCAAGUGCGAGUAUGGCUUGAUGAUACGGAGCACGACCUUAAUAUUGGUGAUGAUCACGCUUUUUCAUUGCUUCACUGGGCAUCUAAAGAAGGCCAUCUUACAAUUGUUGAAUUAUUGCUUUCACGUGGAGCGCGUGUAAAUGCUACAAAUAUGGGUGACGACACAAGUUUACAUCUCUCUGCCGCUCAUGGCCAUCGUGAUAUUGUCGUUGUUCCUGAAGACAACCGUUAUCAUAAUAAUAGUGCAUUACUUAUGUUUCUUUUAUUUGCUUUCUUUAUCUUGCGCAAAAUUACUUUUGAUGAUUUUCAGAAGUUACUGAAUCGAAAAGCAGAUGUGAAUGUCGUAAAUGAACAUGGAAUGACACCUCUUCAUUAUGCAUGCUUUUGGGGUUAUGUUCAGAUCUGUGAGGACCUUAUCCGAAGUGGAGCUUUAGUAGGAUCCUGCAAUAAGAAAGGACAAACUCCACUUGAUGUCUGUCAGCCACAAGUUCGAAAUGCAAUAAUGGAGAUUGCACAUCAACACGGACAAAAUGUCAAUGAAAGGAUACCAUUUAAAGAUCAGACUUGGAAAGGUACGAAAACCCGGACAAGAGAUGCCACACUUUCUAGGUAUACGGGUGUCGAUAUUUCGUCUCUGAGCUUAUCAGUAAAAAUAGCUGAAUCUCACAGCGGUGAACUGUGGCGUGGAAAAUGGCAAGGAAACGAUGUUGUUGCUCGAAUUUUGGCGCUAUCUGAAGUAACUUCUCGUAUAAGUCGUGACUUUCAAGCUGAGUUUCCAUCAUUAAGGAUAUUUGCUCAUUCAAAUGUAUGUCCUGUGCUUGCGUGUUGCAAUCAACCUCCAAAUCUCGUAGUUAUUAGUCAACUAAUGUCAUUUGGAUCUCUUUACAAUGUACUUCAUGAACAGACAGCGAUUGUUAUCGAUCAAGCACAAGCGACCAAAUUUGCUCUGGACAUAGCUCGUGGCAUGUCAUUUCUUCAUUCGCUAGAUCCGAUGAUUUUAAGAUACUACUUGAGUUCAAAGCAUGUUGUAGUUGACGAAGAUCUUGUGGCAAAAAUAUCAAUGGCGGAUACGAAAUUCAGUUUUCAGGAAAUUGGACGAUUGUACUCCCCAGCAUGGAUGUCACCAGAAGCACUUAAGCAUGCACCAACGGAUUUGAAUGUUCGCGCAGCUGAUAUGUGGAGCUUCGGUAUAUUGUUAUGGGAACUGAAUACAAGAGAAGUGCCAUUCUCAGAUCUUUCUCCAAUGGAAGUUGGAAUAAAGGUUGCGCUAGAGGGACUUCGUGUACCAUUUCCACCAGGAAUAUCACGAAACAUGGGGCGCUUGAUGAACAUUUGUUUGAAUGAAGAUCCUGGUCGACGGCCGAAUUUCGAUCAGAUAAUACCAAUAUUAGAAAAAAUGGUGCACUCCUAA